Molecule: messenger RNA, 2175 nt
Organism: Pseudo-nitzschia multistriata
Lineage: Eukaryota; Bacillariophyta; Bacillariophyceae; Bacillariales; Bacillariaceae
Source: the annotation of a GenBank genome assembly
CGCUCAACACAGUUUCAUGCAACCUUCUGAUCUAUCGGUACUGCUCAUACAUUAUCAAAGCACCAUACAAUAAUCUAAACUGCUUGUAAMCAUGGCCGUCACAUUACAGCAACGAUUAGACGCUGCGAAAAAAGAGGUAUGUCGCACGUGCAGUAGCUUUCAGAGAAAAAAUGGAUGGAGAUUUGUGCUGUUACUUUUAUUUACGGUUCAACGAAGAGAAACGAUUGGGUUAGUGCGUGCAGUUCAUCUGCCAGUGAAUAUUUUCCUAUUCUCUUUUUGACAGCAUCACUGUGAUUGAUUCUGGACAUUUGGGAAACGAAUUUGAGCUAGAGAAAAGAUUCGUGAACACGGCAACACAAUGCUUCCGGGCGUUCAAUAUUGCAAAACAAAUAAUGAACGUCUGUGGACGAACAGAAUGAGCAAGGAAGUUGAUCAUGAAAUGGAGCCCUGCAAUGUCACGGUGUUAAAUCAUGUGACAUAGUAUACAAGACGGUUAUAUGCAUGCGGUAGACUGUGUUUAAUUGCUUUCGUGUGUUCUGUCCGAAAGAGACGCGGAAAGAGGUCCGAACCUGAAAGAGUCAUAUGAAAAUUGGAAUCCACUGGCUCGAUAUCUUGCUAAGGAUGGAGUUAUACAUCAAUCCAUCGGGGGAUGACAGGGUAUGGCGUUUGCUGAAAUCAAUCCGCUAACUAGGCCACAGACUUGCCAAAUCAACAAACAUUGCUGUUGAAAAUCUUGAGAAGUGUCAAGUCACCGCUAACUUUACUUUCAUGUUGUUUGUUUCACAGAUUGCCUCUCUGAACGCCAAGAUCGAAAAUACUCUCCAAAGUAAGAGCGAUGGAACUCUGGUUGCCGCCGCGAAAGAGGUAACUUUAGCACCCAUCCGUGGGCCACCCUCCAAAGUGAAAUGCCGCCGAACUCUCAAGGGUCACUUUGGAAAGAUCACAGCACUCGAUUGGAGCACCGACGGAACCACAGUGGUGUCAGCCAGUCAGGAUGGAAAUCUCCUACUUUGGGAUGCGUUGACAACCUCAAAGAAGAUGGACAUUCGUUUAAAGUCGGCGUAUGUCAUGAGUGUGUGCAUGGAUAAAAGUGGCCAGUAUGUUGCCGCCGGUGGCUUGGACAAUGCCUGCUCGAUCUACAGUGUCGGUGGCACAGAUCAAGCGCAGCUGAAGACAGAACUGGUCAGUCACGAAGGAUAUUUAGCCGACUGCAAAUUUUUUCAUUCUCCGUCUAAAAUGCUGACAGCGAGUGCGGACGCCACCGCUCUUUUGUGGGACGUCGAAAAGGGCCAAAUUAUCGACACAUUUCAAGAACACAAGUCCAACCUCACGGAGAUUCAAUUGGUAGAGCAGGACAUGUAUUUGUCGUGCAGUACUGAUAUGACCAUCAAGCUAUGGGACGUGCGCUGUGCGAAGGAGGGGAGCGUCCAGACCUUCACUGGUCACGCAGGGGAUGUCAACGGCAUUACUAUGCUCCCGAACACUGAGGGUGCCUUUUCCUCCUGCUCGGAAGAUGGAACUGCCCGUAUCUGGGACAUUCGUUCUUAUGGAGAGGUUGCAUCUUUCGGACAACUCGUUCAACAAUCCGAACGGGAUCCCUUCUCGGAUGACGAUGCAGGCUUUACCUCCAUCUCGGCCUCCUACAGUGGACGCCUGGUCUUUUGCGGUCACUCAGAAGGCUCGGUCUGGUGCUACGAUAUUUUUUCAGGAAACAAAAACCCAGCGUACAUUCUUGGAAACGUUCACGAGGAACACAUUUCUUGUGUAAAAGUAUCACCUGUCGGAGAAGUCCUCUGUACUGGAUCGUGGGACUUUAACCUCAAGCUUUUUGCUUAGAAGACGAACUAACCAACAACGCAGAUGGAUUUCUACUUCUCUAAAUGCACACACUUGCUAUAGCGACCCUCGGAAAGUAGACUCGUUCUGCGGAGCAAUGGAAGCCACGUCCCGAAUUUACUAUACAAGAGAAGAAUGACAAGAAAGAGCAAUGCGGAAUGUCAAAAAUGACGUAGUCAAAAAGAAAAGAACCACGGGACGAAUUUUGAGCGGCGCCCCGAUAGAAUCCUAGAGAAUUCCUUGAUUCGGAACUACGAUACCAAUUCCUCCGUGCUGAAUUCGAAAGCUUGUAAAUUAUUGCAUUUUGACAUUACCUUGAAAUAUAACCAUUCGACAAUU